Messenger RNA from Diaporthe citri, 1437 nucleotides. RefSeq lists its product as uncharacterized. Gene Ontology annotation, molecular function: calcium:proton antiporter activity. Gene Ontology annotation, biological process: intracellular calcium ion homeostasis; calcium ion transmembrane transport. Lineage: Eukaryota; Fungi; Ascomycota; Sordariomycetes; Diaporthales; Diaporthaceae. The record is from RefSeq and is a predicted model, not a curated record. Gene Ontology annotation, cellular component: fungal-type vacuole membrane. The transcript has 3 exons. Bases 1 to 1437 code for a protein of 478 amino acids.
AUGCCGGGCGACCACAACCACAGCCGCGCCAGCGAGUACACGACACUCCUGCCAGCACCGCUACGACACCGGGUGACAAUCGCGCACGAGGGCGAGAGCGGCCGCAGCGGCUUCCACCCGCGGCACUUCUUCCACGUCCUUUGGUUGAGCUCAUGCACCGUGUCGAAAUGGGUCAACGUGCUGUGGCCCUUCGUGCCCGUCGCCUUCCUGCUGCACUUCCUCACGCGCGCCCACCUCUGGACCUUCGCCGUGAGCUAUGUCGCAAUGAUCCCAGCCGCCAACCUCCUCGGCUUCGCCGGCCAGGAGUUUGCUAGGAAGAUGCCCAAGGUGGCCGGCAUCCUCAUCGAGACGACCUUCGGUUCUAUCGUGGAGAUCAUCCUGUUCAUCGUCCUUAUUGCGAAGCACGACGUCGAGGGGGGCAACGGCGAUGAGGGCAACCUGAUCCCCAUCAUCCAGGCCGCCAUCCUGGGCUCCAUCCUGACCAACCUGCUGCUAUGUCUGGGGCUCUGCUUCUUCUUUGGCGGCAUCCGGUGGACCACGCAGAAGUUCCACCCCAUUGUGUCCGAGGUGGGAUCAGGGCUGCUGCUGGUCGCAGCCUUUGCCCUGCUCAUCCCCAGCGCCUUCUACUCGGCCCUCAAGUCCGAGACCGUGCCGGACGUGCUUGGGGCGCUGCACGAGAGGUUUACCGAGGGAAAGCUGCAGGAGGACGUCCUCCGCAUCAGCCAGACGACGUCCAUCGUGCUCGUCGUCGCCUUCUUCCUGUAUAUCUGGUACUGCGCUAGCAGCCAGCACAGCAUCUUCGACGAGGUGAUCGAGAUGGACGAGCACAACGACGCGGACCGGGAGGCCGAUGAGGCAAGGCCGAAGUUCACUAUGACCGAGACCGUCCUCGCGCUGGCCGUAUCGAUCGUCGUCGUGACCUUGCUCCUUGUGUUCCUGGUCGACAACAUUGAGCAUGUCGUGGAGAGCGGCGUGCCCGACCAGUUCCUGGGCCUGAUCCUACUGCCGCUCGUCGAGAAAGCCGCCGAGCACCUGACGGCUAUCGACGAGGCAUGGGAUGGUGUCAUCAACGUUGCUCUCUACCACUGUCUCGGGCCCUCGAUCCAGACUGCACUUUUCAAUGGUCCUUUGGUGGUCCUCAUCGGAUGGGCCCUUGGCAAGCCCAUGGACCUCAACUUUGAGAUAUUCAUGAUAGCCCUGCUCGUGCUGUCGAUACUGGCGGUUGGCAACUUCCUGCGGGACGGGGAGAGCAAUUGGCUCGAGGGAGCACUUCUCGUGGUGGUUUACGUUGUCGUUGCGAUCGCGUCUUGGUAUUACCCCAACCCGGACGUUGCCACAACCAACGGCCUCGAGGAUAUCGUGUCGAAGAACGUGACUCUUAGCGUCGAGGUGUUGCAGCAGAUACAGCAGCUUCUUCAACAACAGCUACAGCAGUGA